CACCUGGCCUUUAUACGCCAUCAUCAUAAUCUUUAUUUGAAUAAUAACUUACAUUAUAAUCAUCCAUUUUAUUUGAGAUAUAUUUGUCAAAAAUGCAUAUACGUGGACAAACCAACACGUGCUUUCAAGUAUGUGGUUAAUGGGAUCAGAAGAAAUGAAAUAAAUGCUUUCAUCGGUGCCCCACAGACGUGCCAGAUCUUGCUGGAGUUCGAAAGCUUCAAUCUUAUGGGCCCAGUGAACGGCGACUGUAACAACGACACUUUCAUUGUCAUGGGAGCCAACGCCGGCAGUCGAAUCCCAGUCAUCUGCGGCGCCAAUACAGGACAGCACAUGUACAUUGACGUUGACCAGUCAAACGGUCCCUACAAGAUGAUGGUCACGUCCUCCGCACUGGCUUAUCCUAGAAGCUGGAAAAUCAAGGUAACCUUCUUAGACGAGAAUGACCCCUGCAAGGCCCCGCCUCGCUGCCUGCAGUACUUUAAGGAGACAUCAGGCGCCAUCACCUCAUUCAACUUCGGCCCUGAACCAAUGAUGCUCACGAAUCAGGAAUAUUGCAUUUGCUUCGGCUACAAUCCCGGCUUUUGCGACAUCGGCAUGAACUUCAACAGGCUGGAUCUUGGCAACAUUAACGGUAAUUGCGGUAACGACUACCUGGCCCCGUCGGAGCUG
Penaeus vannamei (Pacific white shrimp) is the source of this 669-nucleotide messenger RNA. Lineage: Eukaryota; Metazoa; Arthropoda; Malacostraca; Decapoda; Penaeidae. The record is from RefSeq and is a predicted model, not a curated record.